This is a messenger RNA of Porites lobata, 743 nucleotides long. Lineage: Eukaryota; Metazoa; Cnidaria; Anthozoa; Scleractinia; Poritidae. The record is from the annotation of a GenBank genome assembly.
AUGGCUUUGGUAAGUGUUUUUGUAUUUGGCUUGGUGUCUCUUUACACCAUGGGAGUAAUUGCAAUUAGUAGAUAUUUUAGGGUGGCGAAGGGGUUUUCCUUGACGCGUGAUGGGACCUAAAUUAUUAGCGUGAUGCGUGAUCUGGCCCAAAUUAGCCGCGUGAGGCGUGAAUGGGCAUAGUAGCGUGAUGCGUGAUUUACUAUUUUCACAAGGUAUAAUGGGUGGUUUUCCUUUGAAAUUUCAAUAUCAUCAGAAACUAGAAGCAGGGACAUUAAAGAUAGAUAGUUAUGAAACCAAAGACUUGCUAUUUUUCUCGUUCCUCCAUCUCUGAUUUCCUCAGAUCAAAUGAUAAUAGGAUACUUGUUAAUGUAGUAAACACUUUAUUUUAUUUUUCCGUGAUGCGUGGAUAGCUUAAAAAAAUCGACGUGAUGCGUGAUAGGUACCCCCCCUCCUUUGCCACCCAUAUAUUUCUGCAUAGUAAAACCAGAACGAUACAAAUCAAAUCAAAUCAAAUCUUUUCAGCCAAGAUGAACCUCCAAACGUUAACUGCAAACGUAGACGAAAAGAGAGUUACCAAGAUUUUAGGGAUAGCAAUGGUUGGUUUUGCGUUUUGCUGGCCUCCAGUUUGCAUCAUCGCUGCUGCACACAGGGUACCCACAUUAGCUCGACAGGUGCACUUUACAUGCGGGUUCUUGGUCUAUUUGAGUAGCGCUAUCAACCCCCUACAUAUAUGGUGCAACUAA